This is a messenger RNA of Bombina bombina (fire-bellied toad), 1140 nucleotides long. Its product is annotated as cuticle collagen 39-like. The coding region runs from base 1 to 1140 and encodes 379 amino acids. The transcript has a single exon. The record is from RefSeq and is a predicted model, not a curated record. Lineage: Eukaryota; Metazoa; Chordata; Amphibia; Anura; Bombinatoridae.
AUGCAACAUGGGACACUACAAAACACUGAUUGUCACACUGGGACUCAGCCACCCACUAGCUGUCUGACCCCUGCGACACAGCCACGCCGCAGGGAGCCACCCUGCAACACAGCCGGGUGCCAGAGAGCGACGCAGCCACGCAGGGUGCCAGGCAGCCCCGCAGGGUGCCAGGCAGCCCCGCAGCCAGCAGGGUGCCAGGCAGCCCCGCAGGGUGCCAGGCAGCCCCGCAGGGUGCCAGGCAGCCCCGCAGCCAGCAGGGUGCCAGGCAGCGACGCAGCCAGCAGGGUGCCAGGCAGCGACGCAGCCAGCAGGGUGCCAGGCAGCGACGCAGCCAGCAGGGUGCCAGGCAGCCACGCAGCCAGCAGGGUGCCAGGCAGCCACGCAGCCAGCAGGGUGCCAGGCAGCGACGCAGCCACACAGCCAGCAGGGUGCCAGGCAGCGACGCAGCCACACAGCCAGCAGGGUGCCAGGCAGCGACGCAGCCACACAGCCAGCAGGGUGCCAGGCAGCGACGCAGCCACACAGCCAGCAGGGUGCCAGGCAGCGACGCAGCCACACAGCCAGCAGGGUGCCAGGCAGCGACGCAGCCACACAGCCAGCAGGGUGCCAGGCAGCGACGCAGCCACACAGCCAGCAGGGUGUCAGGCAGCGACGCAGCCACACAGCCAGCAGGGUGUCAGGCAGCGACGCAGCCACACAGCCAGCAGGGUGUCAGGCAGCGACACAGCCACGCAGCAGGGUGCCAGGCAGCGACGCAGCAGGGUGCCAGGCAGCGACACAGCCACGCAGCAGGGUGCCAGGCAGCGACACAGCCACGCAGCAGGGUGCCAGGCAGCGACACAGCCACGCAGCAGGGUGCCAGGCAGCGACACAGCCACGCAGCAGGGUGCCAGGCAGCGACACAGCCACGCAGCAGGGUGCCAGGCAGCGACACAGCCACGCAGCUGGGUGCCAGGCAGCGACACAGCCACGCAGCAGGGUGCCAGGCAGCGACACAGCCACGCAGCAGGGUGCAAGGCAGCGACACAGCCACGCAGCAGGGUGCCAGGCAGCGACACAGCCACGCAGCAGGGUGCCAGGCAGCGACACAGCCACACAGCAGGGUGCCAGGCAGCGACACAGCCGGGUGUCAGGCAGUGA